CGCUCAAGACAAAGUCAUGGAAGUCCAAUUAUAAGAGCAGAUUCAAUUUCGGAUGCGGCUUCAACGGCUGGCUGAGUUCGCAGAGCCGCGUUGAUUCCUGGGUAGUUCUUUCGGCAAGAUGUCUCGUUCUCCGUGGAUUUGCAGAGCGUGCCUGGCUACAGCAAGAAGACUCACUCCGACUGUCACUCCGAAACGACAAAUAUCAUCCAACUCGCGCUACUUUCAAGUCUCUGAAGAAGUCCGACAAGCCAUCGCAGAACAUCGGCCCGUCGUAGCGCUCGAGACGACCAUAUACACGCAUGGAUAUCCCUACCCCGAGAAUCUAUCGCUGGCCGCACGCCUUGAGUCAUUGGUCAGAACGAAUGGCGGCGUGCCAGCUACGAUCGGCAUUCUCGAAGGCGUUGCUCGCGUCGGACUCGCUGCUGAUGAGUUGAUGCGUCUCGUCUCCUCGGCAGGCGAUCCGGGCACGCUCAAACUCUCUCGUCGCGACCUUGGCUUCGCUCUUGGACUACGCCAGCCCAAUGGCCAGCCUUUCAACGGCGGCACCACGAUCGCCGGGACCAUGAUUCUUGCUCACAUGGCAGGCAUCAAAGUCUUUGCCACUGGAGGGUUGGGAGGCGUGCAUCGAGGUGCAGAGACAACGAUGGACGUCUCGGCGGAUCUCACGGAGCUGGGACGAACGCCCGUGGCGGUCAUAAGCAGCGGCUGCAAAGCUUUCUUGGAUCUUCCCAAGACACUGGAGUAUCUUGAGACACAAGGCGUCGCAGUUGCAACGUUUGCGGAUGGCCGUGGGAAUAACGUUGAUUUCCCUGCUUUUUGGACUCGAGAGAGUGGCGUGCCCAGCCCCAAAACAUUGCGGGAUGAGACGGAGGCCGCGCGAGUGAUUCACGCGCACUGCUCGCUGGGCUUACAAAGCGGUCUAUCUUUCGCCAAUCCGAUCCCUCAGCACCAUUCACUACCUCUGGAGGUCAUAGAAGCUGGCAUCUAUGAGGCUCUCCAACUCGCCAAUACCGCUGGGAUUACCGGCGCCGCUGCCACCCCGUAUAUCCUGUCCAAGAUGAAGGAGAUCACUGGCAACGACAGCGUGGAGGCCAAUAGAGCAUUGAUCGAAUCAAACGUGAUUCGUGGCGCAAAGGUAGCCCAAGAGCUCAGCAGGCUUGAGCUGGAGGAGUUGAGCGAACAAAAUGGCCGGAGCGUCUCUGCAGGUCAUAUUGUUGCUCGUGCAGCAGCCCCAUCGCGAAGCGAGGGUAGUUCGCUGAGAAGGUCAAGUGUGCCUCCGCAAAGCUCCCCUCCGAGACUAUCUCAAACCACGAAGAGCAAAAGUAUUGAGCACACGGCGAAUGUGUUUGUCGCAGGAAGUCUGGCGAUUGACCUCUCGUGCGAUUACAUUCCCCGCUCAGAGCAGGACGCCGGCUCGCCCGUAACGCAGCCCGAACUUCGCACUUCCAACCCUGCCCAGAUCAGUCAGGCCUUGGGCGGUGUCGGUAGCAACGUGGCCAGAGCGGCGCAUCUAAUGGGGGCCAAUGUUCGUCUUUGUAGCGCUGUUGCUGACGAUCUUGGCGGCAAAACGGCUCUCGAGGCAUUGAAUGCAGCAGGAAUGUCUGCUACUGGCAUCAAGACUUUACCAGAUGACAGUGGAAGCCGGACAGCACAAUACGUCGCCGUCAACGAUAACAACAAGGACCUAGUGCUGGCAAUGGCAGACAUGAGCAUCCUUGAAUCGAACGCAUCCGGAGCGAACACCAUCAGCGCCGCUUUUGACGACUUCUGGCUUCCGCAACUACAACAAGCACCUCCUUCCCAUCUCGUGCUCGACGCCAACUGGCCUCCCGAGCACCUCGCCCGAUGGCUUGAAGCCAGCAAGCCCACAGACACCCACGUCAGCUUCGAGCCAGUGAGCAACGCCAAAAGCACAAGACUCUUCCAUCUCCCAAAACCCCACGAGCUGUCCAUCUUUCCCAACCCAUCGAUCCACCUCGCAACUCCAAACGCCUACGAGCUCGCCGCAAUGUAUGCAGCCGCCCGGGAGAGAGGCCUCUUCGACCGCGCGGAAUGGUGGCAAGUCAUCGACGCCCUGGGCAUCCCGCAUUCCGGCGCCCGCACGCAGAUGGCAUUGGCUACAUCGAAUGAGCUCGUGGACCAAGGCGUGCCGCAGCAGAGCAUCCAACUUCUACCUUUCAUCCCGUCCAUCUGCACGAAACUUGGUUCGCAGGGCGUUCUGCUCACGCAAAUCCUCCCGGCGCACGAUGAGAGGUUGACGAGUGGGCAAUAUGCGCCUUACAUCUUGUCUCGCUGUGCGAACGAGACGGAUGAUACGCUUGGUGUUGGCGGGGUGUACAUGCGCCUUUUCCCGGCGGUGGAGCAAGUCCCGCCUGAAGAAAUUGUCAGCGUCAAUGGCGUGGGAGACACUUUUGCUGGCACGUUGAUUGCCGGGCUGGCGAGUCGGCCGGGGUCGAGAGUGGAGGACAUGAUGGAGAUUGCGCAGCGCGCGGCCGUGCUUACGUUGAAGAGUAAGGAGUCUGUGAGUCCUGGGCUUGGGACGUUGAGAAUCUUGUUGUAGAUGUGUACGCAUUCAAUUACUCGAAACU
Neohortaea acidophila is the source of this 2588-nucleotide messenger RNA. Its product is annotated as Indigoidine synthase A like protein-domain-containing protein. Gene Ontology annotation, molecular function: pseudouridylate synthase activity. The record is from RefSeq and is a predicted model, not a curated record. Lineage: Eukaryota; Fungi; Ascomycota; Dothideomycetes; Mycosphaerellales; Teratosphaeriaceae. The coding region runs from base 119 to 2560 and encodes 813 amino acids. The transcript has 2 exons.